AUGAGGUCAGACGAGGAGUUAAAAAAAGGUGACACAUUCCGUUCAAAGGACAAUUGUAUGCUAGCAAUCAAAAACUGGCACUUAGCAAACUGUGUUGAUUUCAAUGUUGAUCGCUCAAUUCCAGAAAGAGUCACUAUUUUGUGCAGAAACCUGGAUUGUGGAUACAGGCUUAAGGCAUCAUUUAAGAAGAAAGUUAAUUCUUGGGUGAUAGGUUCAAUUUCUCAAGCCCACACUUGCGUUAGAAUAAAUAUGGCGCAAGAUCAUCGGAAACUAAGUCAUGACAUGAUAUAUAAUACCAUAAUACCUCUCGCCAAUGCUGAAUCGUCACUGAAGGUGAAGACGAUUAUCUCACAUUGCAUUUAUGUGUUCAAAUAUAGACCUUCGUACAGAAAGGCUUGGUUAGCGAAGCAGAAGGCAAUUGAAAUAGUCUACAGCAACUGGGAGGAAUCCUACGACAAACUUCCUCGCUACAUGGCUGCACUUCAAUUAUAUUCACUUGGGACAAUUACUAUAUUGGAGACAUUGCCGACACAAUCCCAAGAUGGAACCCCUCUCGAAGGUAAUGGAAUCUUCCAUAGACUUUUCUGGGUGUUUCGACCAUGCAUCAUCGGAUUUGGUUUUUGCAAGACGAUUAUUCAAAUUGAUGGAACCUGGUUGUAUGGGAAAUACAAAGGAACGUUACUGAUGGCGGUCGCGCAAAAUGGAAACAACAAUAUUUUUCCAAUAGCCUUUGCUCUGGUACAACAACGGUUAAUGGAAAUAUUGAGAGUGAAAGCAGAAAGACUUACCUGCGGCGAGGAUGUUGGAGAUUCAUCUAUGGAGGCUCGAAGAUGGGAGCCAUCGUUGAAGGCUGCUAGCAAGCAAGAGGAACAAAUGAGGGACAAUUUUGGUCAUUUUGGCAACUAA
Vicia villosa (hairy vetch) is the source of this 906-nucleotide messenger RNA. RefSeq lists its product as uncharacterized. The transcript is spliced from 3 exons. NCBI's taxonomy places the organism in Eukaryota, Viridiplantae, Streptophyta, Magnoliopsida, Fabales, Fabaceae. The coding region runs from base 1 to 906 and encodes 301 amino acids. The record is from RefSeq and is a predicted model, not a curated record.